CAGUCAUCUCUCGGCUGCCCCGGAAACCCCACGGGGGCUGAGGGGCAUGGGGCAUUGCGAAACCCUGGUAGUGGCGGCAGUGGCAGUGGGGGAAGCAGGAACCGCCUGGGAUGUUCAGUCAUGACACGAGUGCUCACGGAGCAGAUCCAGACGGCCGCGUCCUGUUACCUCAAACGUCGGCUCAAGGAUGUGCCCUGCCGGCUGAAGCAGGGGCUGCGCCGGUUGCAGAAUGCCCAGGAGAUGGCAGCCAGUCUCGCAGCCCCAUCAGAAUCUGGUUGUGACUUCACAGUGUCUGUAGCCUCUUGCCAGGGAGAGACCCAGCAAUAUGAAGUACAGUUACGAAGGCUGUGUAAUUUUCUCACCGACUCUGACUCCCAGCAGAGCCGUGAAGGAGAACCCAGCGCCGAUAAUGUCGUCGAGCAGCUGCGGAUCACGCGCACCAGGCAGGAUAUCCUGUUUACGUGUAACUUCCGGCUACGUGCCUUCCUGGACGACAAAUACGUGAUCUGUCGACCGGAAGACAAGCUGCAACUCCUUUCGCAGCUUCCUCCGGAGGAACGACGCCACGCCUGACAGAAGUCCUCGCCUGGCGUGUCAUACCUGGACGUGCGGCCCGCCGAGAAGAUGGACUUUCAGCUCUGUGCCAGCGGUGUCCCCUCCGGUGGCGAGGGCAGCAGCCUCGAGCCCCCUGACAUGCCGAGACCCGUCCUGCAGAACGAGGAGGCGCUGAAGGCCCUGCAGGAAAGCAUCAAGCGCGUUCGGGAUGGCCCCCCGUCCCUCACCACCAUCUGCCUCUACGCUUUCUACAACACGGAGCAGCUGCUGAACACGGCAGAGGUCUCCCCGGACAGGAGGCUGCUUGCCGCGGGAUUCGACAACUCCUGUAUAAAAGUGUGGAGUCCGCGUUCCAAGAACUUAAACUCCGAACCGCGUCAAGUCGACGCGUCUCACAUCCACUUGGCUCGUGAUGUCCCGGAGGAGGACGAGGAUGACAGUGCAGGUCUGGAGAUGAAAGUCCUGCGGGGACACUGCGGGCCAGUGUACGGCACCAGGUUCCUCCCGGACAGCUCUGCGCUGCUCUCCUGCUCUGAAGACACGUCCAUCAGGUACUGGGACCUGGGCAGCUUCACCAAUACCGUGCGGUACCAGGGCCACGCCUACCCCGUGUGGGACCUGGACAUCAGCCCGCACAGCCUGUACUUCGCCAGCGGGUGCCACGACCGCACGGCCCGCCUCUGGUCAUUUGAUCGGACGUAUCCUCUGCGAAUCUACGCCGGGCACGUGGCAGACGUGGACUGCAUCAGGUUCCACCCCAAUUCAAACUAUUUAGCCACGGGCUCGACAGACAAGACGGUGCGGCUGUGGAGCACCCAGCAGGGGAACUUGGUGAGGCUCUUCACCGGCCACCACGGCACCGUGCGCUCCCUGGCCUUUUCCCCCAACGGUAAGUACCUAGUGUCUGCAGGCGAGGACCGGCGGCUGAAGCUGUGGGACCUGGCGUCCGGGACCCUCUACAAAGAGCUGCAGGGCCACACGGACAGCAUCACCAGCCUCACCUUCAGCCCGGACAGCAGCCUGAUCGCGUCAGCAUCCAUGGACAACUCAGUGCGUGUCUGGGACAUCAAGAGCACGCACAGCUGCACGCCCGCAGACGGCUCAUCCAGAGAGCUCCUGGGCGUCUUCACCCGCCAGAUGAGCAAAGUGCUGAGCGUGCAGUUCAUGGCCUGCAACCUCCUGCUGGUGACCGGAAUCACACAAGAAAAUGAGGAACCUUGAUUUGUAUAUUUGAUGUCAUGGGCUGGUGCAUGCAAAGGGCACAAGACUGGAAGUCUUAGGACAGACGGAUGGAAUCACUGCCUGACUGUGAAAGACCCACAGAUCUCCUGAGCCCACCACCCUCUUCUCAGUCCUUCCCCAGUGUGGAAGGACAGGGGAAGGAAGGGUGGUGAUGAGAAUGAACAUGAAAUCUGGAAUCACAGAGAUACCGCUGUGUCCUCCUGUGGCUCUUUCCAGUCUCUGGCGCCAAGGCAGCCUUGCUUCACUGGGGCUGCACUCAACAGGAGGAUGUUUCCUGGGCGCCCUCCGUAGGACCAGUGCUGCAGGGUCAUUGAGUGGAGGGGACUCUAUUAGGGCAAGAAUGCGGGGGUGGGAAUUAGCAAAUGGGCAGGGUCCUGCUGGCAAAUGUCUUUCCUUUUCUGUGAUUGCAGAGAGCUGGGAUUUUUUAUUGUUGAGAAGAAGAAACCUAGCACUGGCAGAGACACUUCUCUGCUCUCAUCUUUCAGGUUUUUCUCCUGGUUGUGAUACUUGGAAUUUUGAGGUUCAGGGGAUUCAGAGAACUUGGUUGCACAGUCUGUUGGGAGAAAGGAGAAACUUCUGGGUGACAGACGGAUCAUUCCAGCUGACGUUUCUAGAAAUGGGUAUGUGGAUUUCAUGGAGGAAGUCUUGGGCUCUUGUGUCCAUGAUGGAAAAGAAUGAUUAUUAUGGGGAUUGCACCUCUAUUAACAGUUCUGUCCCCUGAAAGGGCAGAUUGUGGUAAAGAAAUGAAAGUAAUUGGAAGUGAAAAGUGGUAAGAUAGAAAGUGUUGAAUUUCCAGAUGAUUCUGAGGUGUGGCUUUUCCAAUGUCUUUUUCUCCUGAGAUGGUCCCUUCUACCUCCUGCUUUGCAAUAGAUGUUUAAUGAACAGUCUGUGAAACAUAUCUUAAGUGUGAACACCCACAUCAAAAACUGCACUUUGAAGAUGAAGCAACUUCUGAUUUGUUGGAUUAAAUAAUUCUGUUUCCUGAAGAGAGUUUUUUGUAUUUUGUUUUCUAUUGAUAUGUAUUUAGUUCCAAAAAAAUAAAGGU
This is a messenger RNA of Odocoileus virginianus texanus, 2842 nucleotides long. The record is from RefSeq and is a predicted model, not a curated record. Lineage: Eukaryota; Metazoa; Chordata; Mammalia; Artiodactyla; Cervidae.